Messenger RNA from Trematomus bernacchii (emerald rockcod), 1839 nucleotides. RefSeq names its product netrin-4-like. The record is from RefSeq and is a predicted model, not a curated record. Gene Ontology annotation, molecular function: protein binding. The coding region runs from base 25 to 1839 and encodes 604 amino acids. Gene Ontology annotation, biological process: basement membrane assembly; cell migration; substrate adhesion-dependent cell spreading. The transcript has 10 exons. Lineage: Eukaryota; Metazoa; Chordata; Actinopteri; Perciformes; Nototheniidae. Gene Ontology annotation, cellular component: laminin trimer.
GUUGCAAACACAGCAGAAACAAAGAUGAGAGAGUUUAGUAUGUUGGGGAAAGGUCGGCAUCGGAUGCUGCUGGCGCUCUGUUGGCUGUUUUUGAUUCUGACGAGGAGCGGAGCAGUCUCCAGAUGUGUGGACCAUGCCUGCAGUCCGCCCAUUGGGAACCUGGCUAGUGGCAGGACCCUCCUCACCCACUCCAGCUGCUGUGGAAACAGCUCCUUCCACCGUAGCCCUUGCCCUUAUCCAACAGUGACCCACCACGCCCUUUGCCCCAAUGACACCCAUCCACCUGCUCACAUGACUGAUGACCCUUUCCUGCAUCCAGACACGUGGUGGGCAUCAGGUGCAGGCCCCACCGAGCAGGAGCAGCAGGAUGAGAUCCGGUUGGACUUGGAGAGCCACUUCUGCAUGUCCCACAUGGUUUUGGUGUUCCGGUCCCCGCGGCCUGCUGCCAUGGCCAUCGACCGCUCAGCUGACUUUGGAAAGACCUGGGAAACUCUGAAGCUCUUUGCGCACAACUGCAGCGAGGAGUUUGGUUUGCCUGAUGACUUCACUCAGCCAGGCUCUUUGUGCACAUCCCGUUAUACCAGUCCUACACCCUGCAGUGGGGGGGAGGUAAUAUUGCGGACACUUGACCCCUUCAGUGCUAAAACUCUGGACCCUUACAGUCCGGAGGCCCUCGCCCGCCUGACCCUCACUAACCUCCGCAUCAGACUGCUGAAAGCUCAGAGCUGCCCGGGACCUCUACAUCCUCCGGCAGCCUGGACAAGCCCCACAGACUCAGCUCUCACUUCCACAUCCUCCACAGAAAGCGCAGCACCUUACGCUAUUUAUACUCUAUUGGCCAGAGGGACCUGCCUGUGCCACGGACACGCUGAGAAUUGUGUAGCAUACAACAGCAGCGAAGACACAAGGCAGGACAGUAACAUGGUGUCCGGUAGGUGCAUGUGUGCUCACCACACAGCGGGGGAUCACUGUGAGAAGUGCGCCCCGCUCUACAAUGAUCGUCCCUGGAGGCCGGCCAACAGCAGCAGCGGGGAGUCCAACCCGUGCCAGAAGUGCCAGUGCCACGCUCACGCAGAGCGCUGCCACUUCUCUCCGAGGGCCUGGCUCUCCUCUGGGGGCACCAGUGGGGGCGUUUGUGACGACUGCAGGCACAACACUGUGGGGCGCAGGUGCCAGCGAUGUCGCCAUGGUUACCACCGCCACCCACUUAACUUUGAGCUGCCCCUCAACUCCCCCCACGCCUGCACACGCUGCUGGUGUGAUCCUCGGGGGUCUUUGUCCACUCGUCCGGGGGAAGAGGGACCCUGGUGCCACCCGAGGAGCGGGCAGUGCCCCUGCAGACCCGGGGUCUGGGGCGCGAGCUGCAGCCACUGCCAGCCCGGACACUGGGGGUUUGGAGAGGAGGGCUGUAGACCCUGCGCCUGCCCUCACAGCUGUGAUCCAAUCACAGGGCAGUGUCUGGACAGCUACUCAAAUAACCAGGUGUUCAACGUGCCCAUUGGUGGAAAGAUCCCUGACCUGGAUCACAUGUUCACAUUAGAAGAAGAGGUUCAGUGGUCGAAGGAGCUCGCCGUCUCUGCUCUGCAUUACACAGGAAAGUGCAGCUGUAAGGAGAAAAAGCUGAGGAGUGCGUUGGACCUCUGUAAGACCAAACAUGAUUAUGUGAUCAAGGCCAGUGUGCUGUCCGCUCACGACAAAGGCAGCCACGCAGAAGUGCAGGUCAAAGUUCGCAAGGUCCUUCGAUCAGGCCAGGUGGCGCUGAGCUUAGGGACCAUCAGCAUCUACCCUCUGUCCUGGACCAGCCGCGGCUGCACCUGUCCCAUUCUAAACCCAGGGUAA